UCUUUGGGUCUUAUCUUCUUCUUCCCUCUCUAAAACCAUGGAAGAAGACAGAGCGAUUCUCACUUUUCACCGUAUCCCUUCCCUCAAUUCCUCCUUACUAACCUCUUCUCCUGCCAAAUCCGGCACCGUUCAGUUUCGCCGCCGUGUCCUGCGAAAUUCAGCUCGCGGAGAUUUCGGUUUAGGUAGAUUCGCGUGCAUUUCUCUGGUGGAGAAAUGUGGUGAGCAGAGAGAAUUCGCUCCGACGACGGCUCAGCUCUUGAACAAUCCUCUUGCUAUUCUUGCUCUUGUUCCAAAAGAUGCCGCUAUCUUUGCCGCCGGUGCUAUUGCCGGAGCCGCCGCUAAAACUGUUACUGCUCCUCUUGACCGUAUCAAGCUUCUUAUGCAGACACAUGGUAUACGAAUUGGACAUCAGAGUGCGAAGAAAGCAAUAGGAUUUAUCGAGGCAAUCACGUUGAUAGCUAAAGAAGAAGGAGUGAAAGGUUAUUGGAAGGGAAAUUUACCGCAGGUUAUAAGAGUGUUACCUUACAGUGCGGUCCAGCUUUUGGCUUAUGAGAGUUACAAGAACUUGUUCAAAGGUAAAGAUGAUCAUCUCUCAGUAAUUGGAAGACUUGCCGCGGGUGCUUGUGCUGGCAUGACAUCUACUUUGUUGACAUACCCUCUAGAUGUUUUGCGAUUGAGGUUGGCUGUCGAACCUGGGUAUCGAACAAUGUCUCAGGUUGCUUUGAGUAUGCUCCGUGAUGAAGGAAUCGCAUCUUUCUAUUACGGUCUAGGACCUUCUCUAGUGGGGAUAGCUCCAUACAUUGCUGUAAACUUUUGUAUCUUUGAUCUGGUGAAGAAGUCUUUACCAGAGGAAUAUAGACAGAAGGCGCAAUCGUCUCUACUCACAGCUGUUCUUUCAGCUGGUAUUGCAACACUGACAUGUUACCCUCUAGACACUGUGAGACGACAAAUGCAAAUGAGAGGAACACCAUACAAAUCAAUUCCGGAGGCAUUUGCUGGAAUUAUAGACCGUGAUGGGCUUAUAGGCUUGUACCGCGGCUUUUUACCCAAUGCAUUGAAAACUCUACCAAACAGCAGUAUUAGGCUUACAGCUUUCGACAUGGUAAAACGCCUUAUCGCCACAAGUGAGAAGCAGCUUCAAAAGAUCAACGAUGAUAAUCGGAAUCGAGACCAAGCUCAAUAGCCUCAUUUUUUAAAUAUAAUUGUUUCACAUGAAAAUUUUGGAGCCGCUAGAAUAUUUAUACUCGAGUGCUAGUUUUACAUUUGAGAAGUUUAUUUUAUUAGAGCGAAACAUAGUUUGGUUUUUCAUAGCUAGUUCAUGUUUGAGAAACUAUAGUAUAUUCGGCAAAAUUCCGGCUGAAAUUCUUUACUAUUCAACAAGUUUGAAGGAGUUUAAAAGAA
This is a messenger RNA of Arabidopsis lyrata subsp. lyrata, 1401 nucleotides long. RefSeq names its product probable envelope ADP,ATP carrier protein, chloroplastic. Gene Ontology annotation, molecular function: ATP transmembrane transporter activity. The transcript is spliced from 10 exons. The record is from RefSeq and is a predicted model, not a curated record. Bases 38 to 1183 code for a protein of 381 amino acids. Gene Ontology annotation, biological process: transmembrane transport. Lineage: Eukaryota; Viridiplantae; Streptophyta; Magnoliopsida; Brassicales; Brassicaceae. Gene Ontology annotation, cellular component: thylakoid membrane.